Messenger RNA from Nezara viridula (southern green stink bug), 208 nucleotides. Lineage: Eukaryota; Metazoa; Arthropoda; Insecta; Hemiptera; Pentatomidae. The record is from the annotation of a GenBank genome assembly.
AUGAAUAUGCAAACACCAGAAGUCCUCGGCCAAUAUGUCGGUGAGGAUCGUCCACUUCGUCUGGGUGGUAUUAGGAGUGAUCCUAAUGUCGUUGCACUGCUUUGGCGGGGACAACACGACGUCCUUUUGUCCACCGGGCUACGAGUUCGUCGUGACAGAAGGUAUGGCCUGACCAACAGCUUCACAAAUAUCCUUCAAAAAUAAAUAA